AUGGCACCACCUGUUUUUAAAGGUGAAAACUAUCAUAUUGGGGCUGUAAGGAUGGAAACUUAUCUAGACGUCAUGGAUAUAUGGGAGGCAGUUGAAGAGGAUUAUGAAAUUCCUCCAUUGCCUGACAAUCCAACUAUGGCCCAGAUCAAGAACCAUAAAGACAAGAAAACCAGAAAAUCAAAGGCAAAAGCCUGUCUAUUUUCAGCAGUAUCUUCUUCAAUUUUCACUCGAAUUAUAUCUCUAAAGUCAGCCAAAGACAUAUGGGAUUAUCUCAAGUCAGAAUAUGAAGGGGAUGAUAGGAUCAGAGGUAUGCAAGUUUUGAAUCUUAUAAGAGAUUUCGAGAUGCCGAAGAUAAAAGAAACCGAAACCAUAAAAGAUUACUCUGAAAGGCUCCUGAACAUAGCAAAUAGAGUAAGAUUGCUUGGUUCCGUGUUUAAUGAUUCUCGUAUUGUUGAAAAAAUUAUGGUAACUGUGCCGGAAAGAUUUGAAGCAACCAUAACUACUUUGGAAAACACCAAGGAUCUAUCCAAGAUCACCUUGGCGGAGUUGUUGAAUGCUUUGCAGCUCAAGAACAACGAAAGGUCAUGA
Capsicum annuum is the source of this 588-nucleotide messenger RNA. RefSeq lists its product as uncharacterized. The record is from RefSeq and is a predicted model, not a curated record. NCBI's taxonomy places the organism in Eukaryota, Viridiplantae, Streptophyta, Magnoliopsida, Solanales, Solanaceae. The coding region runs from base 1 to 588 and encodes 195 amino acids. The transcript has a single exon.